GUUAGUCGCGUGCGCGGGAGGUCGUUUUGAUCAUCAGACAAAACCAACGGGAGAAAUUAAGAGCACGCGAUCGCCACGAGGUUGUGUUGACAAUAUUCGUAUUCAGUGAUGUAAACAAUUUAAAUCACCUGUUAGCUAAUCGCGCUUAUCGGGGCUCCGCGGUCUGAGCGGAGUCAGUUGCCGACAGCGAUCGAGUGUGGUGACACGGUUUAGUGAGAAAUGCCAGCGCUUGGCUACGAAAUGACGACGUCAUAUGAAAUGUGUUCGACGCGGUACGUGGUGAAUGAGGAGUACAUGAUGCCUCAGUUGUGGGACAAGCAAGUGCCGAGUCCCUACUCCACAUACAUGUAUAGAGGUGUACCGGAAAGCCAGCCUCGCGUCGAAGCUGCUAUGUUUUACAGUACAUAUACUGACAUGCAACUUGAGACCAGCAGUAGUGAGGCGAGCGGUACGAGUAGUACCUCGCUAUCCCAGCACUGUGCUAUCUGUGGCGAUCGUGCCACUGGCAAACACUAUGGGGCGUCCUCAUGCGACGGUUGCAAGGGCUUCUUCAGACGUAGUGUUAGAAAGAAUCAUCUAUAUACUUGCCGAUUUAGCCGAAACUGUGUCGUGGACAAAGACAAGAGGAAUCAGUGCCGAUAUUGCCGUUUAAGGAAGUGCUUCAAAGCCGGAAUGAAAAAGGAAGCGGUUCAGAACGAAAGAGACAGAAUCAACUGCAGAAGGCCGUCAUACGAGGAGCCGACACAGGCGAACGGACUGUCUGUCACGUCGCUACUCAAUGCAGAAUUGCUCAGCAGAAAAGUGACUGAUGAGACACAUAACACAACAGAUGCAGAGAUCAGUAACCGCAAUUUGGCGAAGAUUAACGAUGUGUGUGAUUCAAUCAAACAACAACUUUUGAUUCUGGUUGAAUGGGCUAAAUAUAUUCCCGCCUUCACAGAGUUACAUAUCGAUGACCAGGUUGCAUUGCUGAGGGCACACGCGGGUGAACAUCUGUUGUUGGGUUGUGCGAGGCGGUCCAUACACCUUAAAGAUGUCCUGCUCUUGGGGAACAAUUGCAUUAUCACCAAACACAAUAUAGAUGGCCGGAUGGAUGUGGACAUCAGUAUGAUCGGAAUGAGAGUGAUGGAUGAGAUCGUGACGCCGCUUCGAGAGAUUGACAUCGAUGACACGGAGUUCGCUUGCCUCAAAGCUAUCGUCUUUUUUGAUCCCAACGCAAAAGGCCUCUCCCAACCGCAGAAAAUAAAGCAGCUCAGGUAUCAGAUCCAGAUAAAUCUGGAGGAUUAUAUAAGUGACAGGCAGUAUGAGGGGCGUGGUCGGUUCGGCGAACUCCUCCUUUGUCUUCCACCCCUCCAGAGCAUCACCUGGCAGAUGAUUGAGCAGAUACAAUUCGCCAAACUGUUUGGUGUGGCCCACGUUGACAGCUUGUUACAGGAAAUGUUGUUAGGAGGUGCGUCAACAGAGAGCGCCGUGGAGGGGCAAGGUCAGGCUGCUUCCCCCCUUUCUUCAGCUGCGUCUCCCCCCCUCGUGCCUCAGAUUCCUAUAGCAGAACCCUUCAUGGACGCAGCCUUCAAACAAGAACCCACCAUGUAGAUGUAAAAGGCUUGGAUAUAAAAUAUAAUAAACUAAAAAUAAUUUCAAGAGUUAAAACCAAGAAAUUAAUGCAAAUAAUUUUUUACCAAUUGUCAGCAAUGGCAAAACGAAAGAUCUCGAAAAAUAUUUUAUAUCCAUUUCUUUGUGAGUUCCGCAAAUAUUGCCAUUUUCAGAUAUAUUUCCAGUAUACAACAUUUUAUAUUUGUAUACAAAAUCUCAAAUCAGAAGUGCCUUUAGUUAUUUACAUUCUGACACCAAAGUAAACUUUUAAAUGUUAUUUUGUAAAGAUCUCUUUCAUAACUUUGGUGCAGCAUUGUAUAUAUCAGAGUUUUAAAUUAUACAAUAUAUGUCCAUAUACAUAGGUGCUAUAUUUUUAUAUCGUUACAAUAAAUGAGUUGAGCUAAAUUUGUGUUUUUGAACAUUUCUUCGAGGCCAUAUUUAUAGAAAGUCUGCUUCAAUAACGCAAAAGUUUUAAUUCUUGCGUUAGGGAGCGUUCAAGUAUUACGUCACGCAAUUUUUGGAGAUUAUUGACCCCCCCCCCCCCCCAUGUAACGCGCCGUAACGUUUUUGUCUACACAAUAGUAAAACGUUUCGUGACCCAGUGACUCUUUAUACCUAAAAGUUACCUACCAUUAUGUGGUGUAAUUUACUGGAAAGUCGAAAAUAAUAUUAACAUUACGCAUUAUGCGUAGUUUAAUUCCCGUCCCGCAUCGUUACGUUUUACAAGAGGUCUCCCCCCCUCCCAAAAUUCGUUACGUAAUACUUGAACGCUGCCUUAUAUAUUUUUAAGGUUAAUCCCGAAUUAUAGCUUUGAUUAUGUCCUGCAAUAUUACUAAACGUAACAAAUAUUUAGGUGAAUAGAAAGUAGACUGACAUGUUGCUUAGUUUUUAAUAUUAUGCUCAAUUUAAUCGUUGGAAUUGGUUACUUUAAGAUGGUGCAAGUCUUCAUUCGUAGGGUCCAAUACGAUAUAUCUCGUGUUUGCCUUAAUAGGUGCCUUAUUUUCUUCCAAGGUGUAUUGUAUAUAUCUACAAUGUUAUGACGUAAAUCAAUAAAUAUUUGUUGAAAU
Pieris napi is the source of this 2660-nucleotide messenger RNA. RefSeq names its product transcription factor HNF-4 homolog (gene Hnf4). Gene Ontology annotation, molecular function: RNA polymerase II cis-regulatory region sequence-specific DNA binding; nuclear receptor activity; nuclear steroid receptor activity. Lineage: Eukaryota; Metazoa; Arthropoda; Insecta; Lepidoptera; Pieridae. The record is from RefSeq and is a predicted model, not a curated record. The transcript has 9 exons. The coding region runs from base 220 to 1593 and encodes 457 amino acids. Gene Ontology annotation, cellular component: nucleus. Gene Ontology annotation, biological process: regulation of transcription by RNA polymerase II; anatomical structure development; cell differentiation.